Pyrus x bretschneideri (Chinese white pear) is the source of this 543-nucleotide messenger RNA. RefSeq names its product RING-H2 finger protein ATL52-like. The transcript has a single exon. Gene Ontology annotation, biological process: protein ubiquitination. Gene Ontology annotation, molecular function: transferase activity. The record is from RefSeq and is a predicted model, not a curated record. NCBI's taxonomy places the organism in Eukaryota, Viridiplantae, Streptophyta, Magnoliopsida, Rosales, Rosaceae. Bases 1 to 543 code for a protein of 180 amino acids.
AUGUCUUCAUGGAUCGUAGCUUCUGUUGCUAUUAUUUCCACCUUCACCCUCCUCUUCACUUACUACAAGAUACUCCAACGCCUCUGUAGACGACUUCAGAGCACGGGCUGGUCGAGAAACCCGAACCUAAGGCCUGUACUGAACGAGUUCAACCUAGACGAUGCCAGGCUCGAGUCUCAGAGCAACGGACUGGACUUCUCGGUUGCUCGGUCUCUUCCCGUGACUCAGUUCAAGAAGAAAGAUGAAGCUGAGGAUGCCGAACAGAGCCCCGCCCAGAGCUACACAGACUGCGCAAUCUGCUUGGGGGAGUUCGAAGACGGGGAAUGGAUAAAAGAACUACCGAAAUGCUCCCAUGGAUUCCACAUUGCUUGCAUAAACACUUGGUUUGUGUCUCACUCAAACUGUCCCAUAUGCCGAUCACAGGUCCAUGAUCUGAUGCAUGAUUCUCCUCUUCCUACGCAAACUCCAGAAGAAACAUUGAGCCGAGAUGAAAUCGAAGAAAGUUCGACGCAUUUCGAAAUGCUGCAAUCCGCCACGAUGUGA